Molecule: messenger RNA, 5478 nt
Organism: Oncorhynchus mykiss (rainbow trout)
Lineage: Eukaryota; Metazoa; Chordata; Actinopteri; Salmoniformes; Salmonidae
Source: RefSeq, a predicted model, not a curated record
GCUGUCUUUCUGAGCUCGAGGUGGGAGGCCAUGUCUGAGUACCUGCAGGCCUGCUUGGGCUGACUCUAGACUUUCUGCCUGCUCCAGGGGGGUGAGAGAGAGAAGAUAAACACCCCUGACUGGCUCUGGAGGAGCAUAAAAGAGGAGGCUUAUAUCCCACCUUUGUUCUCCCUAAGAUGUCUCUCCACGGACCCACUCCCGACUCGCCCCAAACUGUUUAGUAACUCCACACCGUCUGCAUUCCCCAUCAGCCGGGAGAGAGAAUACCCCACAAGGAAGUGGAUAGAGAGAGAGAGAGAGAGAGGUGUCACAGCUGUAGACUGCAGCAGCACCAGCAGAGAGAGAGAGAGAGCAAGCUAAUUGGCAUUACUGAGAUGGUGUCAGAGCUGAGAGACAUGAGAAGUGACUUCUGAAGAGAGUUCUGUUCUCUGAAGGAUAUUGCAGCUGAUCUACAGGACAUUUGUUUGUGGGUUUUUUUUCUUCAUUUUUCGAAGAGACUCAAUUUAGUUGGAUGCAGGUUUAGCUUAGCCUUCCGUCAUGAAUCUUCUGGGAAGCUGUAUGAAGAGGGGGCAGACUGGCUGCCACAGAGGUGGUCUGGCUUGGCCCUGUCAGGUCCUGCUCCUGGCCUGCUGUAUCCUGGUAGUCCUGGGGGCCAAGCCAAAGACACCUGGCCACAAACACCUCAACUCCAUCCGCAUAGAUGGGGAUAUCUCUCUUGGUGGCCUCUUCCCGGUACACGCCAGAGGCAACGAUGGUAAAGCCUGUGGGGAGCUGAAGAAGGAGAAGGGGAUCCACAGACUGGAGGCCAUGCUGUUUGCACUGGACCGCAUCAACAAUGACCAUGAGCUGCUGCCCAACAUCACUCUGGGUGCCAGGAUCCUGGAUACCUGUUCCCGGGACACCCACGCCCUGGAGCAGUCGCUCACCUUCGUCCAGGCGCUCAUCGAGAAGGACGGGACGGACAUCAAGUGCCUGAGCGGCGGGCCGCCCAUCAUCACCAAGCCUGAGAGGGUGGUGGGUGUCAUCGGGGCCUCCGCCAGCUCUGUGUCAAUCAUGGUUGCCAAUAUCCUGCGGCUCUUCAGGAUCCCCCAGGUGAGCUAUGCCUCCACGGCUCCGGAGCUGAGUGAUAACACGCGCUACGACUUCUUCUCCCGAGUCGUGCCCCCGGACACCUACCAGGCACAGGCCAUGGUGGAUAUAGUUAAAGCCAUGCGCUGGAAUUAUGUCUCCACAGUAGCAUCAGAGGGUAACUAUGGAGAAAGCGGUGUGGAUGCCUUCAUACAGAAGUCCCGCGAAGAGGGAGGUGUGUGCAUCUCUCAGUCAGUGAAGAUACCACGAGAACCUAAGCCUGGAGAGUUUGACAAGAUCAUCCGCAGACUGUCAGAGAACCCCAAUGCACGGGUUGUUAUUCUCUUUGCCAAUGAAGAUGACAUUAGGCGGCUUCUUCAAGCAGCUAAGAAGGACAACCAGACAGGACAUUUCAUAUGGGUGGGUUCAGACAGCUGGGGGUCUAAGAUCUCCCCCAUACUCAACCAGGAGGAGAUGGCAGAAGGUGCUGUUACCAUUCUACCUAAACGGCAGUCCAUCCGAGGGUUUGAUCGCUACUUUAUCAGCAGAACUUUGGACAACAACAGAAGGAAUAUUUGGUUUGCAGAGUUCUGGGAAAACAACUUUCAGUGCAAACUCAGUCGACAUGCUCUGAAGAAAGGAUCCGGCAUCAAAAAGUGCACAAACCACGAGCGGAUCAGGAAGGACUCGUCCUAUGAGCAGGAGGGAAAGGUCCAGUUUGUGGUCGACGCAGUCUACGCCAUGGCUCAUGCCCUGCACAACAUGCACAAGGAGCUCUGUCCAGGCAAAGUGGGCCUCUGCUCCAAAAUGGAAACCAUCAAUGGAACCAUGUUGCUCAAGUUCAUCCGCAAAGUCAACUUUACAGGAAUUGCUGGCACUCCAGUGAUCUUCAAUGUGAACGGAGAUGCCCCUGGUCGCUAUGAGAUUUACCAGUACCAGAUGAAACACAACACCACAGAGUAUAAGAUCAUCGGCCACUGGGCAGACCAGCUCCAUUUAGAUACUAAGGAGAUGUGGUGGCCUGGUGGGACACUCCAGGUACCCCAGUCUAUCUGCAGCCAGCCAUGUUGUCCUGGGGAGAGGAAGAAAACAGUCAAAGGUGUCCCCUGCUGUUGGCACUGUGAGCGCUGUGAUGGCUACCAGUACCAGGCCGACACCUACAGCUGUAAGAUGUGCCGCUUUGACCUGCGGCCCAAUGAGAACCACACGGCCUGUGAAGCCAUCCCCAUCGUCAAGCUGGAGUGGAGUUCCCCUUGGGCUGUCAUCCCUGUACUCAUUGCUGUGCUGGGCAUCAUGGCCACCAUGUUUGUGGUGGGCACCUUCAUCCGCUACAACGACACACCCAUCGUGAAGGCGUCAGGGCGCGAACUCAGCUAUGUGCUGCUGACGGGCAUCUUCCUGUGCUAUGCCACCACCUUCCUCAUGAUCGCUGCCCCUGACGUUGGCAUCUGCUCCCUGCGACGGAUCUUCCUUGGUCUGGGGAUGAGCAUUAGCUAUGCAGCGCUGCUCACUAAGACCAACCGUAUCUAUCGCAUCUUUGAGCAGGGGAAGAUGUCAGUGAGCACCCCAAGGUUCAUCUCCCCGGCCUCCCAGCUGGUCAUCACCUUCAGCCUGAUCUCAGUUCAGCUCCUGGGGGUGUGUAUCUGGUUUGGUGUUGACCCGUCUCAGGCUAUCAUUGACUAUGAGGACCAACGUACGUCCAACCCGGACAUGGCCCGUGGCGUGCUCAAAUGUGACAUCUCAGACCUUUCUCUGAUCUGCCUGCUUGGCUUCAGCAUGCUGCUCAUGGUCACCUGUACGGUGUAUGCCAUCAAGACCCGGGGGGUGCCAGAGACCUUCAACGAGGCCAAGCCCAUCGGCUUCACCAUGUACACCACCUGUAUCGUGUGGCUAGCCUUCAUACCCAUCUUCUUUGGGACCUCGCAGUCAACAGAAAAGAUGUACAUCCAGACCACGACUUUGACCAUCUCUGUGAGCCUGAGUGCCUCUGUGUCUCUGGGAAUGCUCUACAUGCCAAAGGUCUACGUGGUCCUUUUCCACCCGGAGCAGAACGUGCCCAAUCGCAAGCGCAGCCUCAAGGCUGUAGUCACUGCAGCCACCAUGUCCAACAAGUUCCCCACCAAGGGUGGCCUCCGUCCCAACGGAGAGGCCAAGUCUGAGCUCUGUGAAAGCCUGGAGACACAAGCAUUGGCCUCCAAGCAGACAUACAUCAGCUACAGUAACCAUGCCAUCUAAGAGACAGACAGUGGAACUCCGGCUUGGAAGAAUAGCAAGGACCGUGGGGUGAACAAACACCAAAAACUGGAGCACCAAGAUGCAAGAGCAGUGGCAAAGGUGGAGAAAUGAGAAUGAGAAUAAUCACUCAACAUACAGAACUGAUGUCACUAUUUUCAAGAGGACAAGGCAAGGCAAAUAUAUUGAAUGCCAAACAAAAGCAGUGCAGGGUGGGGAAGUGGGGAUGUCAGGUAGACAGUGAUGUCUCCCCUCCCCACCCUCCUUGUGACAUGUCAGAUACACCAGGCAAUUACAUUUCCAAAUUCAGUCAGAGCCAAUCACUUCAAUUCAGUGUUUUCCUUUUGGAGUUUAUAUAACAGCAUUUCUCUUCUGGUGUUUUGUCUGAAGCUGACUAACACCCUCUUCGGUAAGAGUGAAUUGAGUUUUCUCUUUGUGUGCAGCAGUGUUGUGUCUCUCUCUACCAGUAGUAAUGUGCAAUUAUUUGCCUCCCUUUCUUCUCUGUCCUUUCCAAUGCGGGUGAAUUGCUGAACAUAAUAUCAAAUUAGUCAAAGCUGUCAAAAGUAGAUGAAAAAGUGUGUUGUUGGUGUGGGGUAAGUCUUCAUUCAAGGCCAAAAUAAACAAAUAUUAAUACUCAGGCUCUGUAACAUUAACAUUAUGUUAUCAUCAUUUUAAUGAAGGUCAUAGUUGUGAAACAGAGCCAACAAGUAUGCACCUUUCCAACCUUUAACAUGUAUGAAUAUUCAGUGUUACAGCAGGGGUCCAAUAAGUGUUUUCUUAACAUUUUGUACAUCAAAUAAAGCGAUGGAUUUUCACAGAUGAUAGCGAUAUCAUAGCUGACACCAUCUUUACGGGCUAAUAUACAGUCAUAGAGCAUGCCUGUGGGAGCAUAAUGUGUACUGUGCUGUGUUUUCAAAAUCUAUUAAAUCCAACAUGUGUGAGGAUUGUAGUUCAACAGACACAGUGGCAUUAUCAUGUUUUGACUAUUACACACAUGGUACCUUAUGCAGAUUAAUGCAGAUUAGAAUACAUGAAAAGGCAUAAGAACUGGCUAAAAAGUAAAAGUAUUGUAUGUUCAACCUCGCCUACUUUUCAGUGAAAUACAGCUUCAAGACUACAGCCCAUAGACAGCCAUGCACUGCCUCAGUGUAUUCAUGCUGGUAUUGUCACAUGUGAGAAUAUCAUUUCAUGGUCUUGUUCCGUUAGAAAUUCAGCAGUUCCAUCUCAACGUGAUGAAUUUGGAAUCUGUAACAGAUAUGUCUAACAUAUAGCUAGCUAUUGGCGAUACGUUAAGUAAUGGUACAAAACACUCUUUGGAGCAUCAGCAGUGUACUCUGUCUAGUGUGCACCAUCCUUGGUUACGUUAUCGACUAAUUUGCCAUGCACCUGUGAUUUCCGUAAUAGUGCUUGUUCCCUUAAUGUUGUUCAGAGAAAGGAAGUCCCUCCACAUCCACAUGAGGGAAUUGGGUUUAAAAUCCCCUAAGGACGAUAUACAUGCCUGUGUGGAAAUCUAAUUAGCAUAAUAAAAAAAUCCCCAUAAGAAUCUGUCAGUUUAAGCUAGAGAUAUCUGUUUGUUUGCAUUGGAUAUAUCUCAAUCCACCGCAUCCAGCAAUUUAACACUUCUGCAUCUGCGUUGAAAGGUGACAGAGUUAGAGAGGUGUUUGACAGACCAUGAGACAUCCCGAAAUAACAAUUUGGACGCUACAAUUAAUGGUCUUUUCACAAAACCGUCUGAACGGUUUGGCCUAAAAGCUAUUAUGACCCCUCUAUGCAAAGAUGAGACUCUCACGAACAGGAUGUUGUUUCCUGUUUUGGAAUAACACGAACAUGUCAGUGGUUUUGCUCUACGACCCCUACAAGGGACCCCCUGUAUCGUCUGAAGUCCGUACGACCGAUCUACCAACAUCUGUCUGUAGAGUCCGAACAGUUCGGGCUAUGUACUAAUAACCUGUGUAAAGGUGAGACUCUGACAAACACGUAAAUGUUGGUUUGUUGCUCUUGGAUGCGCACAGACCUCCCAAGACUCGUCUGAAGGUCCUCCGGUACCAGAUGACAAAUGUAAUGGAAGUAUAUACAGUGCAUUCGGAAAGUAUUCAGAACCCUUUACUUUUUUCCUGAUCAACCCACACACAAUACCCAAUAAUGACAAAGUGAAAACAGGUUUUUAGAAAUAUUUGC